AUGGGGACUCAAGGAGAGCUUCGGGAAGAUUGGCGGAGGAGACAGCGAGAACAGCUGUUCUUCUUGACAUCAUCGACCUCGCACGAUCCGCUACCGGUCCCAACAUUCAAGUCACCGAUAUCCAUCCACGAACCAGAUCGAUGCCGUUCAUCGCCCGACGAUCGCAAUCUUUCUGCGUUCUCUGAACCUAACAUCUCCACAUCUCCUCCGGUCUCGCAAUGCACUCCCGGAUCAUGA
Messenger RNA from Heterobasidion irregulare TC 32-1, 237 nucleotides. RefSeq lists its product as uncharacterized. The record is from RefSeq and is a predicted model, not a curated record. NCBI's taxonomy places the organism in Eukaryota, Fungi, Basidiomycota, Agaricomycetes, Russulales, Bondarzewiaceae. The transcript has 2 exons. Bases 1 to 237 code for a protein of 78 amino acids.